CUGUUCGUUUCCAACGUGGACGAAUCGUCGCGGUUCAAUGUGAUUUAAUUUGUGAGUGAUGCAAGCAUCCCGGGAUUCAGUUAAAUCAUCAUAUUGUUCGAAUUCAUUCCGGUGUGAAAAAGGCGUGUGUCGAACCAGCUUUCCCAAUGGAAGAAACACCUCACUACAUAGCUACACUCGAUAUAGGAACUACCACAAUUCGAUGCUUCAUAUAUGCCGCAAGGACAAGUGGAGAUCCGGUACCCAUUGGGACGGCCUAUGAUCAUGUAGAAUUGCUCUAUCCAGCACCAGGAAGAGUUGAAAUAAACCCGGAAAAACUAUGGACAAGUGUGUUGCAAACGAUCGCAAAUGCUACCACUGAUGCUAAAUUGAAUUUUGAUCAACUAUCCUGCUUGGCUAUAUCGACGCAAAGGAAUAGCUUCACCUGCUGGAAUCGAAAGUCCGGGCUCGUUUAUCACAACUUUAUCACCUGGAAGGAUUUACGUGCCGACCAACUUGUAAACGAAUGGAACAAUAGCCUCACUUUACGAUUGCUGAAAUUCGGUGCCGGUUUCCUCUACUUUUUCACCAGAAGCAAUCGUUUUCUAGCCGGAAGAGUUAUCAAGCUAAUGAAUCCACAGGUUACAUUGCGUUUGUCCUGGAUCAUUCAUAACAAUACGGUGCUGCAGGAUGAUAUUAAAACCGGAGACGUUCUGUAUGGUACCAUCGAUUCGUGGUUGCUUUACCGCUUGCGCCAAGGCACCGAUCGCAGCCGCGAGGUGAAUCACAUCAGUGAUGUAACGAAUUGCACCUCUACAGGGUUUUACGAUCCCUUUGCACAACAGUGGGCUGGGUGGGCAUUGAAUUUAUUUUCAAUUAAGAAAGAGCUGCUACCAACGGUUGUCGACAAUUCCUACGACUUUGGUUACGUACACGAAUCACUUUUGGGGGCCAAAAUCAAAAUUGCAGCUUCGAUAUCGGAUCAAUCGGCAUCGUUGUGGGGUAAUUGUUGCUUUAAUCGUGGUGACGUCAAGAUUACGAUGGGUACAGGUUCGUUCCUCAACGUAAACACUGGCUCCAAGUGCCUUGCCUCGGUGCACGGGUUAUAUCCUUUGAUCGGUUACAAACUGCGAGAUGCGUCGAGCAUGGAUAUCACAUAUCUCAUGGAAGGCUCAUCGAACGAUUCGGGUUCAAUAAUCGAGUGGGCCAUGAAUGUAGGACUGUUCGAUGAUCCGGCGGAAAGUGCUGGCAUGGCAAUGUCUGUUCCUGACUCGGAUGGUGUUCUCUUUGUACCCGCAUUCAGUGGACUAGGACCCCCCAUUCGUGAUGAUAGUGCUGGAAGUGGAUUCAUUGGCAUCAAACCUUCCACUCGUAAAGAACAUAUGGUGCGAGCCGUACUGGAAAGUCUUGCCUUUCGUGUAUCACUGCUGUACGACUGUGCCCUGAAGGAAACGGGAUUCUCUUUUAACAGCAUCAAAGUGGACGGGGGUGUAUCGAAAAACGAUUUCAUCUGCCAAACGUUAUCUAACCUCACCAACGUAAAGGUGGAACGAGGAGAAGUGGUGGACUCAACGGCAAUGGGUGCAAUGUUCAUGGCUGGUUUGAAUAUCGGUAUAUGGCGCUCCAAGAGCCAGCUGGUGAGCCUACGACGAGUGGAAAAGACGUUCACUCCCGAUCCAGAGCAUAGGAACAUUCAACUGAGACAAAUUCGCGCCUGGCAAAAGGCUGUUGACAGAUUUAAAAAGUGGUAUAUGUUGGAAGACAUAAAAAAUCUAGACUGAGUAUGUGAUAUUUUAUAUGCAAUGGUGAAAAGUACAAUAAAAAUAAUGUUUCAACAUUUUCCAAGUUGAAAUUCUAUGCAA
This is a messenger RNA of Anopheles coustani, 1841 nucleotides long. Its product is annotated as putative glycerol kinase 5. The record is from RefSeq and is a predicted model, not a curated record. Bases 147 to 1760 code for a protein of 537 amino acids. NCBI's taxonomy places the organism in Eukaryota, Metazoa, Arthropoda, Insecta, Diptera, Culicidae. Gene Ontology annotation, molecular function: glycerol kinase activity. The transcript is spliced from 5 exons. Gene Ontology annotation, cellular component: mitochondrion. Gene Ontology annotation, biological process: glycerol-3-phosphate biosynthetic process; triglyceride metabolic process; glycerol metabolic process.